Molecule: messenger RNA, 486 nt
Organism: Carlito syrichta (Philippine tarsier)
Lineage: Eukaryota; Metazoa; Chordata; Mammalia; Primates; Tarsiidae
Product: GTPase-activating Rap/Ran-GAP domain-like protein 3
Exons: 3
Source: RefSeq, a predicted model, not a curated record
UCCGAUAUAUACUUCACAGCAACUGCAGCUGUGAAUGAGGUCUCAUCUGGAGGCAGCUCCAAGGGGACUAGUGCUCACAAUUCUCCACAAACACCCCCAGGCCGAGACACUCCAGUAUUUCCUUCUUCCCUGGGGGAAGGUGAAAUUCAGUCAAAAAAUCUGUACAAGAUUCCACUUAGAAACCUCGUUGGUAGAAGUAUCGAGCGACUUCUGAAGUCACCCCUAGUCUCCAAGGUCAUCACCCCACCCACUCCCAUCAGUGUGGGCCUUGCUGUGAUUCCUGUCAUGCAUUUCUUGUCCCUAUCUCGCAUGGAGAUCAAAGAAAUAGCCAGCAGAACCCGCAGGGAAUUACUGGGCCUCUCAGAUGAAGGUGGACCCAGGUCAGAAGGGGUACCAAAGGCUAAAUCAAAACCCCGGAAGCGGUUAGUAGAAAGCCAAGGAGGCCCCAAGCCAGGAGCAGUGAGAUCAUCAAGCAGCGACAGGUAA